AUGACUCACUUACAGGCUGGCCUCUCCCCAGAGACCCUGGAGAAGGCCAAGGUGGAACUGAAAGAGAACCCGGACACUUUGCACCAGGACAUACAGGAAGUCCGAGACAUGAUUAUAACCCGGCCGGACAUCGGCUUUCUCAGGACAGACGAUGCGUUCAUCUUGAGAUUUCUCCGGGCGAGGAAAUUUAACCACUUUGAGGCGUUUCGUCUCUUGGCUCAGUAUUUCGAGUACCGGCAGCAGAACUUGGAUAUGUUCAAGAACCUGAAACCCACCGACCCGGGCAUCAAGCAGGCCCUCAAGGACGGGUUCCCCGGUGUGCUGUCGAACUUGGACCGAUACGGCAGGAAAAUUCUUGUUCUGUUUGCAGCCAACUGGGACCAGAGCAGGUACACGUUCGUGGACAUCCUGAGGGCUAUCCUGCUGUCGCUGGAAUCUAUGAUCGAGGACCCAGAGCUCCAGGUCAAUGGCUUCAUCCUCAUCAUCGAUUGGAGCAACUUUACCUUCAAACAGGCUUCCAAACUCACCCCCAGCAUGCUGCGUCUGGCCAUCGAGGGAUUGCAGGACAGUUUUCCAGCCAGGUUUGGAGGGAUCCACUUUGUGAACCAGCCCUGGUACAUCCACGCUCUCUACACCGUCAUACGGCCCUUCCUCAAAGAGAAGACCAGGAAACGGAUUUUCAUGCACGGUAACAACUUGAACAGCCUCCAUCAGCUGAUCCACCCUGAGAUCCUUCCCUCAGAGCUGGGGGGCAUGAUGCCCCCGUAUGACAUGGGCACCUGGGCACGCACGCUGCUGGACCACGCCUACGAUGAAGAGACGGACUACUGUCCAGAGUCCUACACGCUGUCGGUUCAAGACCUAGAGAGAGACCUGGAGAAAGACCUGUCCCCUAAAACGAUGAAGAGGUCUCAGUCGGUUGUGGAGCCAGGGGUGCUGAAACGACCAGAAAAAGUCAAGAGCGAGGAAGACAACAUGCAACCGCUGCUCUCCCUGGACUAA
This is a messenger RNA of Lampris incognitus (smalleye Pacific opah), 1002 nucleotides long. Its product is annotated as clavesin-2-like. Lineage: Eukaryota; Metazoa; Chordata; Actinopteri; Lampriformes; Lampridae. The record is from RefSeq and is a predicted model, not a curated record. Gene Ontology annotation, cellular component: membrane. Gene Ontology annotation, molecular function: phosphatidylinositol bisphosphate binding.